Messenger RNA from Williopsis jadinii, 384 nucleotides. RefSeq names its product 60S ribosomal protein uL24 (gene RPL26A). Bases 1 to 384 code for a protein of 127 amino acids. Gene Ontology annotation, biological process: ribosomal large subunit biogenesis; cytoplasmic translation. Gene Ontology annotation, molecular function: RNA binding; structural constituent of ribosome. Gene Ontology annotation, cellular component: ribosome; cytosolic large ribosomal subunit. The transcript is spliced from 2 exons. The record is from RefSeq and is a predicted model, not a curated record. Lineage: Eukaryota; Fungi; Ascomycota; Saccharomycetes; Phaffomycetales; Wickerhamomycetaceae.
AUGGCUAAGCAAUCCCUUGACGUUUCCAGCUCCAGAAGCAAAGCCAGAAAGGCCUACUUCACUGCCCCAUCUUCUAUCAGACGUAAACUUUUGUCUGCUCCAUUGUCCAAGGAGUUGCAAGAGCAAUACAAGAUCAAGGCUCUUCCAAUCAGAAAGGAGGACCAAGUCUUGGUUGUUCGCGGUUCCAAGAAGGGCCAAGAGGGUAAGGUCUCCUCUGUCUACAGAUUGAAGUUUGCUGUUCAGGUUGACAAGUUGACCAAGGAGAAGUCCAACGGUGCUUCUGUCCCAAUCAACAUUCACCCAUCCAAGCUUGUCAUCACCAAGUUGUACUUGGACAAGGACAGAAAGGCUUUGAUCGCCAGAAAGGGUGGUAACGCUGAAUAA